This is a messenger RNA of Trypanosoma brucei brucei TREU927, 1800 nucleotides long. RefSeq lists its product as hypothetical. Bases 1 to 1800 code for a protein of 599 amino acids. NCBI's taxonomy places the organism in Eukaryota, Euglenozoa, Kinetoplastea, Trypanosomatida, Trypanosomatidae. The record is from RefSeq and is a predicted model, not a curated record. The transcript has a single exon.
AUGUGUGUGUAUUGUGCAUUUGAUAAUGAAUGGUUAUUACUGUUUCAUUUUUAUAGCAGUUUUACCAAGGAGAUGCGGACCAGAACAACAAUGACGAGCGGUGCGCCCCGUGUGUAUUGUGGAGCGUUCGUGCGUAACAGGAAGCAACGGAAGAUUUUAUGCUCGCUAAAUAGAAAGCUAAAGCUGUGCCCGUAUUGUGGACGUCUCGGUUGCAGCCGUCACGUUAGACGGUGUGGGGGACAAUUAGUGAAUUGUUCCGUAUGUGGCUCAAAUGUGGUGAUUCGUGAUCUUGAUGACCAUUUUUUUCGUUGUGGGGAGCAGUGCUCCCCUAGAGUUACUGUUGGUGGUGAAGAGGGGUGUUGCGAAGAGCGGAAGGUGUGUGAAACAUAUGAUGCAUACUAUAGUGAAUGUAGCAAUGGAGGUUGCAGUGGGGACUGCGCUCACCCCGCAUGGAAUGAAGUGCCCCAGGGGAGACAGGAUAAAGGCGAUGUCUGUGUUGUCUGUGACCUGUUGCUAGUGCAUCCUGGGGGUGAGGAAGGCCAUGUCCACUGCAAGGGUCAUGUGUUUGAGUGUACCACAUGCGGACAGGUGUUUAUGACUGCUGUCGAGUACGCCAUGCAUCUUUGUUGCGGUCGCACAGAUCCUGAGCCAAAGUCUUCUACCUGUGGGCUAUCGGAAGAUACUGUAAAGGAUCGUGGAGGUUGUUCUUACCCCACAUGGGAGACUUCGUGUCUCAGUGUUUCGCCAUUAAAAGGUCCUGCCCCUCAUACGCCAGUUGCCACGAGGUCGCAAUCUCCUUCGUCGAUGCUUGUGUCGCCCGAGAUCUCGUUUUCGUGCCCCAGAUUUAUGCAAUUGACAACUGUCAAGCCUCCCAGCCGUUCCUUUGAGAAAUCAUCUGGUGCGAGCAGUGGUGUUCUUGGAGGUAACCAAGCAAAGAAGUCCAAAUCCCGACUCCGUGGCGAUUCCUCCACUGAGGCAAGGGAUGAUUUGGGCAGGCGUCAACCGAAUAAAGGAAUACAUGCGGCGGAGGGAACAGCCAGUUCCAACUUCAGGGUGUCUGGGCGUGCAGAAAGUGUACCGCGAAACCGAGUGUCAGAAGAAGGUGGUUGUAGCACAGGCCUAGUUGGACGCAAUAAUGUUUGGAGGCCACUACCUCUAUUUGCGGGAGACGGUGGGAGGAGAAUGGGACCGUCGCGAAUGUCGUCGGCUGCUGGGAGUUUAAGGAGCUCUGUGAUGGAUUCUCGUGAGCGUGACGGAGAGCAUGGAACAACAAUUUGGAGAACCAGGGAGGCACAACCGGAUAGCUUCAUUCCAAUUGUUGAGAAGACUUCACCCUCUCACCAUCAGAGUCACUCUGCCACAGUUGUCGACUGUAUGGGUUCCUCCGUGAGCGUUACUACGAUUAACAACCGUGAAGCUGCACCGCUGAGCACUGUUAACCCACAGUGCAGGAAGAAUGCAAGUCGGUGCCAACCUCGUGACGUAGCUAGCAUGCUUUCCGGAACGCGCUGCACAGUUUGCAAUGUGGCCUCGCGUUUUGGCGAUGGUUCGGGUGCGGGGUUGCGGCGUGCGGCAUCUUUUAGUGGGUGUGGAAGGCCUCGAAUGAGAUCCGCUAGGAGGUGCGGGUCCCCUUCAGGGGAUGUCGGGUGUUGUGUUCCGACGUCAGAUGACACAUAUAGGCAGAAAUCGCUGGAAAUGGUUUUGGGGCAACGUGCCCGUGAAGUGCUGAGCCAACACUCUCAAACCAACGGUGGACCUCGCGGCGAUGCGACUGUGCUUAGUUUCUAUUUGCGAGAGUGA